AUGGUGAAACAACGAAUAAAAGGGAGCUCGGGAGGCAACGUUGAAAGAAAAGUGUUUGGAGAAGAGAGAGAGGCCACGGAGGGAGGGGCUUUUGCUGCCCGCAUCUCUGACGGAUGGCCUGUUUCGUUCCUGCUUUGGGCACAUCUGCUGCUGCUAGUCGCCGCUUGGGUGCCGUCUGACCGCUCAAGAUUUAUCCACUCUUGUCUCUUGUCUCCUAUGAGAGUUCAUGACAUCAGCGGUCCUACCCCAGAGAAUCCUGCCCAUGGCCCAAGUGAAGCGGGAGAUCCACCUCUAGAUGGAGCACGCGAUGUCUGUGUGCCACGUCAAAAGGCGAAGAGACCUCCGGCUCCUGCCACUGGGGCCACUCAGUCGGUACUUAUUUACAUCAGCAUGUGUUCCGGAACUAGAGGGUUUUUCCUGUAUGUUGAAUGGAUCCCGAAUGGAUACCGUGUUGGAUACCUGGACCCUCCACUAGGAAAUGAGUCAGAGAAUCUGAAACCGUGA
Messenger RNA from Aspergillus ochraceoroseus IBT 24754, 504 nucleotides. RefSeq lists its product as uncharacterized. The record is from RefSeq and is a predicted model, not a curated record. NCBI's taxonomy places the organism in Eukaryota, Fungi, Ascomycota, Eurotiomycetes, Eurotiales, Aspergillaceae. The transcript has 2 exons. Bases 1 to 504 code for a protein of 167 amino acids.